GGAGUAAGAGUACAGUUUAUUUUUCACUAAUCUACUUAAGUAAAAGUAAAAGUAUAGUGAUUUAAAACUACUCCUAGAAGUACAAUUUUUUCAAAAACUUACUCAAGUAAAUGUAACGGAGUAAAUGUAACUCGUUACUACCCACCUCUGCUGGCAACAACAAAAAAAGACAAUGAAAAGUCGGGGGACUCAGUGGCAGAAUAAGGCAAACAGCAGUGAUGAAGCUCAGCAGUGAAAUCAUUACAGUCGGCAUGUGAGAACAGGAGCAGGCUCUGUCUCUGGAGCCAGCUAAUUAACCUCGGCUGACUAAGAGUAGACACAGGUAGGCACUGUGUUUGAGUGUGUUGUUACCCGUCUUCCAUGUGGAUGAGUAUGAACAAAAGGACUCACUCUUUUCCCUAAUCAAGCUAAUGGAGUGGAUGAGCUAGAUGGGCAGCGACAGGUAGAAGGGCCUCCAGGGGAUUUAGGAAGUCAGGGGAAGAGAGAGACUGAGGUGAGGAUUUCAGCCUUUGAUUGGCAGGACAAAGGAUGAUAAAAAGCCUGGCUUCUGGUGUCAGAGACAUUAGCAGGUGGUUCAGGUCUGAGGAGCAUACAGUGACAAGUACUGCAGUUCAUGUUAGCCAGUCAAAGAGUCACUUCAGAGUGGAUACUAUAGACCUGCGUGCUACAGCUGUGAGAACAGCAGCAACAACCUCCUUAAACUUUGGUGUCUCAUUGUAUUUUACGACAUAACCAAUAGUUGACACAUUUGUGAGUCUCGGCCAAGAUGAUCCUGCAACAGAAGAAAUCUAAUUGUGGGCCUGUGCUGGCCCUGUGCUGCUUUCUGCUCUGGAUCUCUCUGCAGUCAGACUCCUUCCACCGGGUGAAAGCCGUCAACCUGCGACGCUUUAUUGGUUGUGCCGUGCGGGAGUUCACUUUCCUGGCCAGGAAGCCCGGCUGUGGGGGCCUGCACAUCACCACUGACGCCUGCUGGGGACGCUGUGAGACCUGGGAGAAGCCGGUCCUGGACCCUCCCUUCAUUGAGUCCUACCAGCGUGUUUGUACCUACAACGAGACCCGUCUAGUCUCUGUGAAACUGCCCAACUGCCUGCCAAACGUCGACCCCAUCUACACCUAUCCCGUGGCCCUGAGAUGUGACUGUGGUGUCUGUUUGACCAGCACCACUGAAUGUAUAACAUCUGUCUAACACAAAAUAUAUACUUAUUUUUAACUAUACACUUUGUAAAUAAACUAUUUUUGUAGGGUAAAAUUGGAAAAACAAGGCCAAAAGAAUCUAGUUUUCCUGCUAAGUAUUAAGUUAAAAAAAAUGCUUUUGAUUCAUCAUUUAAACUGUUAAUAGACCCUGACAUGAUCCCUGGCUGAUUGAAUGUACUGGUCAUGUAUUGGACUUUUGUUUUAUGAUGCUGAUGUUUAAGUAAAAAUAAGACAUUCACCUGUAACUGUUUUAAGGAGUAAGCAAAACAGAUUUACGUAAGAUGAUGUUAUACAUGAUAUAGCUAGAUAUAUGAUACUAUGUCACAUGUAGUGAAGUGUUUGCAAUAUUUGCUAUGAUCCUGUAGACAACCCAAAGAACCAAUCCUGUAAAGACGUGUGAGCUUGUGAUGUAAGCAUAAGUACUGAUUGACAACUGUACUUAACAGAGAGAGUAGUUAAAUAUUUCCUAGUCUCACUCACCCAGACCCUCCUCCAAAGCAUUCUGCAGGAGAGUCUGGCUACUCCACAUAGAAUUUUAGGAUGGGAGGAAAACGUGCUCUGGUUUAUUGGCAUUUCUUUAAACCAAUCACAAUAGUCUUGGGCGGUGCCACUGCAAAAUAGACUCGGAAGGAACUUGUUUUAGUAGAACAGGUACGUUUUGUGCAGAUUGGACUCAGCCCAGGAGGAGUUAGACAAAAUAUGUUUUCAAUGUAUUAAUAAAACAAAAUUCUAACAGUGCCAUCUAAUGGGCAAUUCACUCAAGAUUUGGCAUGGAUGCUCAAGCAGAACAACAGAUGCAGAACAACUGUGCCAUGUUUGGUGGCAAUCGGAAUAGAUCUUGGCCAAAUACGCAACUCUUUCAACAGUCCCCGACAGAAAGUUGAUUCUCUAUAACUAAUAAUCAAAAUUCUUUGGAUAACUUUUUACCAUGAGUGUCAACAGAUACUACCUGCAAAGAUUCAAGAAGAUUGCAAUCUGGGCGCCAAGUUUUUGUAUAUAUUGAGGCGGUCAAAAAUGUGCCCAAGGGCUAAAACCAAUUAGGGGGCGCUAUAGAGCAGCCAUACCACUCCCAGGCCUAAAUGUAAAUUCAGAUUCAGAGUUUAAUAUUCUGCACAUGGCUGCAACAUAUUUUAUCUAACUCCUCCUGGGCUCCAAUCUGCACAAAAACUAAGAUACAGACUUGGUGGGCCUUUGUGACAAAAGAAUUUUGAUAGCUAACCCAAUGUGCAAGUCAUAGAGGACCAACUUCCUGUAGGAACAGUUGUAACUUGCCAAAAGUUAUUCCGAUUUACAUGAAACUUAAAACGUGUGGUUUACAUGUGAUAUUGAGCCGCCCCUUAUACCCUAGCCACACCCAUGUACACCGAAGACGCCCCCUUCCAUAACGUUUAAAGGCUGUGUUGCAGGUUAACCACCACUGGGGAAAAAAACACUCAAGAUAUGUACUGUGUGUCAUUUUCCAAAAUGUCUCCAGACAGUGUUGAAGGACAGUUGUUUGUCAUUUGGUAUUAGCGGGGUUUUUUUUUCAACUCAAUUCAGUAAUGAUGUCACAUAGGGGAGAGUAGCCUCAGCCUAGUACUAGAACUAUGGCAACUGACUAGGAUGAGGAAGAGGUGGAAAGGCCAGCAGCCACAUGAUUUUGAACCUGCCAGAUGUGAGAGGGCCAAGAGUUGGGGAAGUCUCCUUUUCUUUCUACAUAGUGACAGUGGUAAUGUUGUUAGUUCAGAUAAGUACUGGUAAACUUAUCUAGAUCUAGAAAUAGAAGGCAUCAUGCUCUCUCCUUUUUAUUUGACAAAAACAGAAUUUUAAAAUACAUCCUUAUGGAAGUUUUUUAAGGAAGGAGCAGGUUGAUAUCACAGAUAUCACUCAGGGAGCAAAAUCAAUCUUUGGCUUUGCAGUGUCUGAGUGCCGAGCAAAUGCACAGCCGCAAAGAGUGGCGUCUGCCAGGAGGCAAAGACCUGUUCAUUGCCGCUUGCAGCUUUAAUUAAGUAAAUUACUUUUUGUUUUUACUUCAAUCAACAGAGUCUGCCCUAACUAAUUUGUCAUGUCUUAAUUAAAAUAAGGAGAACACUAUCAAUAUUGUUUUGAUUUAGUGAAUCUUCAUAAUGUAGACUAACCUGAGAGAAAUUAUUUUAGUUUUACAUUAAAUUGAGCCAGAAUUUGUUUUUUUUUAACCAUUAGCAGAAAUGUGUGUUUUCUGUUAACACUGGUCUACAGGGAGGACAAAGGUCCGGCUUGGCUGCACAACAGCAUCCCUGGAGCCGUUCGGGUUUCAGCAUCUGGCAGAUGUUCGCUGUCAGAGAGGCUCUAGUUUAUAUCAACAUUUUAUUUACGGUAAGGGUUCCGGCACAUGUCCCACAUUUUUGGCCGAAUGUCUUUCACUUUCCGCUUUCUUUUUGUUGGCACUUUAAACUCAAAUGACCAAAUCAAAAAUAAACAAAGUAGUUAUAUUUAUCUUUUUUUUAAGUAAAAUUUUCAUCACAAACUCGACAGCCAUUAUAAUUCCAGAGCUUGCAUCCCUAGGUGUACAUGUUCCGCCAAAACAAGUUCCAUCCCGAGGCUAUUUUGACGCAGCACAAUGGCUCCAAUAACAAUAAGCCAGAGCACAUUUUCCUCCCAUCCCAGAAUGCUAUGUGGGCUAGCCAGACCCUCCUCCACAGCGCUGUGGAGGACUAGUGUUAAGGUGUUUGUUGUCAUAAUUAGUAGUUACCCUCUGAAAGAACAAUCUGUCAUUGAUGGGUGCCUGUUAAUUAUGUGAAUACUCGUUAGCACUUCAUUAACUGACUAGACCUGAGUUCAGAGGCCAAACUAUGUAGUUGUUAGUGAAAGGGAACACAGAGUCCUCACAAAGCAUUGUAAUUCGUGUGAUACCCAAGGAGAACAGAGUUUAUUUAAGCGCUGAGUGCUCACAUUUCACUGAGAGCUGCGUUUGAGCCCCAGUGCUCAGAUGGACCACCCCCCAUACAAAACCACUGUACUUCUCGCUGACUCUGUUUGGCUUUGUUAUACUUUAUAUAGUUUGGCUUUAUACUUUAGACCUGAACUGCUGCCAACAUCUGGUUUCAUUUAUGUACUA
Messenger RNA from Etheostoma spectabile (orangethroat darter), 4270 nucleotides. RefSeq names its product glycoprotein hormone subunit beta 5 (gene gphb5). Lineage: Eukaryota; Metazoa; Chordata; Actinopteri; Perciformes; Percidae. Gene Ontology annotation, cellular component: cytoplasm; extracellular region. The transcript has 3 exons. The coding region runs from base 767 to 1186 and encodes 139 amino acids. The record is from RefSeq and is a predicted model, not a curated record. Gene Ontology annotation, biological process: regulation of thyroid hormone receptor signaling pathway; G protein-coupled receptor signaling pathway. Gene Ontology annotation, molecular function: hormone activity.